AUGAAUAAAAAAAGGGCCACGCUCGAUAAGGUGGUGAGCCUUAUGACCUUCAAAGGGUCGCUUCUCUGUUUGUCUUUCAUUCUCUUCCUGGCCCACCCCUUCAACGUAGCACCCGAUAAUCUCCUGCAAGGUGUUGAACACAACCGUCAUUAUAACUUCAGAAUUUUAGCUCAGACGAGCCCGUCAAAUGAGAAAACACAACUGGGGAGUGCAAAGACACAAAGCGCAGGGGUAUGCACAACACAUAUGAAAGACAUAAAGGAAGGCUCUGCACAGGUGAGCCAAAUAGAACCGAGAUGCAUACCUCAACAGGCACAUUCAGGAGAAAAUGUAUGGCCAAAGGGACCAAAAAGCCACUGCCAUGGUAUUCCAAAAAAUCGAUUGGGGAAAUACAAAGUGAGCAAUUCGAACUUAAGUAGCCAAAUGAACAAGAAAAAUAAAAAAAUAAAAGAAUUACAAGAAAGUAAUUACCACAACAGUGAUAAACAUAUUCCUGAGCAAAAUAUAAAACUGACAGAAGAAGAAGUCCUCAUUAAGUUAAAUAAUUUAAACAAAUCGGUCUGUAGGAAAGACAUGUACCUCCUGUGGUUUAACUUCCAUAAUAUCUAUGUUCGAAAAUACUAUGCCAUGAUGAACGAAGUGUGGAUGAAUGCAGUAUCUUUUGCAUCCCGCUAUAACAUCCCAGAGGAAAAUUUCCAAAAAAUUUGGUGGAGAGUCUAUGAAAAACUCAUUACUGUACUUAGGGAUAACGAUAAAAGUUGCAUAAACGACUUUUACAAUUUGUUUGACAAAGGAGAAUGCACAUCUGAUGAGUACAAAUCCUUCCUGGAGAGAAGAAAGAAAAUAUGGACCGAUUCUAUCAACAUGAUGAGGUUUAAGUGGUAA
This is a messenger RNA of Plasmodium knowlesi strain H, 885 nucleotides long. RefSeq names its product Plasmodium exported protein (PHISTc), unknown function. The record is from RefSeq and is a predicted model, not a curated record. Lineage: Eukaryota; Apicomplexa; Aconoidasida; Haemosporida; Plasmodiidae. The transcript is spliced from 2 exons. The coding region runs from base 1 to 885 and encodes 294 amino acids.